Molecule: messenger RNA, 1427 nt
Organism: Paralichthys olivaceus (Japanese flounder)
Lineage: Eukaryota; Metazoa; Chordata; Actinopteri; Pleuronectiformes; Paralichthyidae
Source: RefSeq, a predicted model, not a curated record
GGCAGGAAUAAAAAGAGGAAGCAGAGAGGGAGGACAGUGAGAAGAGAAGAGAAGCAGAGACAGUCGCUGUUGCUCAAAGAUGGAUCUAGAUUUUCUUCACGCCCUGGAGAGAGAGAGAGUCCUGGAUGUCCUGCGGAGAGACAAACAGCUGCGUAUCAUAGAGGAGGACAGAAUCAGGAGAAUGAAAUAUGAGCUCCAGGAGCUACGAAGAAGAGGCGCCAAGAGUUUCACGCGGCAGUACGGCGAGCGGACCUGCGCCCGCUGCCAGAGGCCUCUGGGAAAGUUCUGGAACUCGGGUGACGUCUGCCACGGCUGCAGUCACCGCAUCUGCAGCAGGUGUCGUGUGGGAGUGGGAGCGGUUGACUGGACGUGCACAGUUUGUCACGCCUACAGCGAGGUGAAGAUCAGGUCUGGAGAUUGGUUCCUGGAGGAAAAGUUAAAGAAGUUUCCCGCCACCACAGACAAAUAUGAAACAAUCGGGGAGAAGCUGUUGAAGACCUACAAUGUCCUGAGUCACAUAUCAGUGGUGCCGCCCACUCCUCCACCACAUCUGGAUCAACAGUUUCUGUGCAGAUCAGGGAGUUUGAAUAACUCAAAACCUUUUACCAAAUCUGUUGAGGAUCUAAUGGUUUCCUUCACGAGUCACAUGAAAAAGAUUUCAACUUCUCAAAACGACGUGCAGGGAGACAGGCUGUUCGUCAACAACGGCCGCAAAGCGUCGUGCUUCACCUUAAGCACUCAAAAGAGUCUGUCUGACACCGAAAUCAACAAAUCCAUUCAUCUGUUCAAAGUCCCAAGUCUCCCAAACCUGUUCAAGAAAAGCAAAGACAGCGACCAGGAAGGGUCGUCUACCGGGGCAGAGGAAGAAACCUCCUUCGGUUCCGAGUACUCUGGAGGAAAGAGAGGCAGCAGCAGCAGCGUCGGCACCGACUGCGGCCUCUUCGAGAGCAUCGGCGUGGCCGGAGAGCUGGAGCUGUCUCUGACCUACAACUCCAAUGCCUCCUGUCUGGAGAUCACGGUUGGCGCCUGCAGAAAUCUCUCAUAUGGAGACAUGAAGAAGAAGAGAUGUCACCCAUACGUCAAAGUCUACGUGCUGCCGGAGAAGAGCGGCAAAAUGAAGACGACGGUGAAGAAAAACACAACUGAUCCUGUUUAUAACGAGGUUUUAAAGUAUCACAUAGAGCGCCACCUGCUGUUUGGAAAGAGACUGCAGGCCACCGUGUUGCAUUCAGGAACCCUGAGAAGGAAGGUGUUUCUGGGUGAAGUUCUUAUUCCACUGGACGGCUGGACAUGCGAGGAUAUAUCCUCCCAGAGCUUCAACUGGUACCCACUGUGUCACAAGGCUGAGAGUCCAGAUGGUGGCGCUAUGGAGCAGGACAGAUGAGACCUGCUGGUCAGAGUCAUGUUCACCUCCAACAAGUGAGUAA